This is a messenger RNA of Ilyonectria robusta, 651 nucleotides long. RefSeq lists its product as uncharacterized. The record is from RefSeq and is a predicted model, not a curated record. Bases 1 to 651 code for a protein of 216 amino acids. The transcript has a single exon. NCBI's taxonomy places the organism in Eukaryota, Fungi, Ascomycota, Sordariomycetes, Hypocreales, Nectriaceae.
AUGCCGGGUAAUGAUGCCGCUGAAGUAAAACAGCUUAUUGCUGGUACACUAUUCGCAUUGCAGAACACAACGGAUACAUGUGGCGACAUUGAUAAGGCAAACGACAUUCCUCCUGCCUUUCACGAGGUGUUCCGGACUGUCGCACCAGUACAGGACUAUUUACAGGGCAUCAAACUUCACGUUGCCAAUUGCAACUCCGACGAAUCAUUUUGGCAAGAAAUCAAGCCAGCAAUAGAAGGUUGCAGGGACAACGCUACUCGAAUAGAUGAAAUAUUCUUCGCAGUCGUUCCGGACGGCAAUGGACCCAGACAAGAACGAUACCGCAAUGCUGCAGGGAAGGGAGAUCGGGUGGAAGAUCUGAUGAAAGCCAUCCUCAGAUUCGUAGUUGGCUUGGCGGAGAAACCAGAUUUCGGUGGCGAGGUUGCUGCAUCACUGUUGGAACAGUUGAAGAAAUCUCUCGAGCACAUAUCAGCACUGUCGCCGUCGCUCCCGGAUGACGUGGCCGGCCAGUACAAUUUUCACAACUCCGGAGCAGGCUGGAUGAAUGUGAACACUAGCUACGCACCUCAAAAUAAUAACAAUGGCACUGGCAUCCAGUUCAAUGGUCCAGUGGAGGGGCUCCAGCUGCCUCACAUGCAGCCAUAUAAAUAG